AUCUCGCCGGCUUUGAUAGCUGGUUUUUCUUUUUCUUUUAAAUUUACGUUCUCUUCUUGACAACAUUACUAUCCACCUCUUUUAUAUUCUCUCUCGCUAGUCAUGCCUCGAGCUCCCAUCACUGAUUCGUUCCCUAAUUUCACUGGUCGCCUUCUUGACAGUAGUCGCCUCAAGCUCUUGGAGCCUCUGGGAUCUGGUGCUUAUGGACAAGUUUAUCGAGCAAUCGACCUCCAUUCUCCUGCAGACAAUCCUCGUUACUUCGCCGUCAAAUGCCUUCUAAAGCCUGAGGCGGGAUCGCGACAAGAAGAGUUUCAGACGCGCGAGCUCACGCUCCAUAAGCUAGUGUCUGACCACCCACACAUCGUUACCUUCCACGAAGUAUUUGAAGAUCAUUCUUAUAUCUAUGUUCUGCUAGACCUGUGCACUGGAGGAGACUUGUUUGCCGCCAUUAUCGAACGAAGAGUUUUUCACAAGAACGAUACGCUCAUAAGAAAUGCAUUCCUUCAACUGCUUGACGCUGUUCAAUACUGUCAUGACCGCGGCGUGUUUCACCGUGACCUGAAACCAGAAAACAUUCUGUGCACGAAGGAUGGCAAAGAAAUACGCCUCGCGGAUUUUGGCUUAUCGACGCAGACACGUGUGUCACAGGAAUUUGGCUGCGGCAGUUCGUUCUACAUGAGUCCUGAAUGUAUUGGGAAAGAGUUCAGACAUGGAAAGUACUCUACCAAGCAUAGUGAUAUAUGGUCACUAGGUGUGAUCCUCCUUAACAUGAUUUCCGGUCGGAAUCCUUGGAGAUAUGCUAUGACCUCCGAUGAAUGUUUUGCUUCCUUCCUCCAUGAUCGUGAUUUCCUUCGGAAGGUCCUCCCAGUGUCAGAAGGCGCUAACCGCAUUCUCAAACGGCUCUUUCACCUCAACCCUCUCUGUCGCAUCUCCGUUGCCGAACUCCGGGAAGAAAUUUUCAAACUUGAUACCUUCUUCAUGUCCGAUGAUGAUCUCGCCGCUUCGCCUGAUACUGUACGGCGGAUAGCUGAGGACUGUCCAGCUCGUGUACCCACAGCACAAGCUGCUCCCUCUAAAGAAAACGUCAAGAAUAAGUAUUCGAAGGUCUCGACGCAUGUAGAUCCCGAGGAGGUUUAUCUCUUUGCAAGUCCUGCGGAAGGCCUACAACCUCUUCGGAGCCAUCCUCAUAAUGCCUUGCUCGACGCUUUCACCAUUGGCUCCCAUUCUGGUUCCAAUCGUUCCUCUAGCUCUGACGACCAAAGCUUAGGGCCUAUCACUCCACAAACACACCCUGUGGAUCCCGUAAUUGAGGUUCCGGACAUGCCACUGGAAGGCUAUGUUAACAUCAACACGUCCCAUGUUGCCGCUCCUGCUAAGGUCGCAGUUGAGCCCGGUCGACGCCAUCGUGCGCCCUCUGGCAGUGCUCUGAAACCUCCGCCGAGGCGGAUUGGAAAUCAGCUGCUGAAGAAAACAGUGGAACGACUGAAGGCACUUUCGGAAAGUGUCUCUGCUUGAUCAUCACCUCUACCAUUUUGUUGCC
Marasmius oreades (fairy-ring Marasmius) is the source of this 1540-nucleotide messenger RNA. RefSeq lists its product as uncharacterized. Gene Ontology annotation, molecular function: protein serine/threonine kinase activity; ATP binding. The coding region runs from base 103 to 1515 and encodes 470 amino acids. The record is from RefSeq and is a predicted model, not a curated record. Gene Ontology annotation, cellular component: nucleus; cytoplasm. The transcript is spliced from 2 exons. Gene Ontology annotation, biological process: mitotic DNA damage checkpoint signaling; protein phosphorylation. NCBI's taxonomy places the organism in Eukaryota, Fungi, Basidiomycota, Agaricomycetes, Agaricales, Marasmiaceae.